AGCAUUUCCGACAAUGUUCGCAUUGACUGCUCAUUUGCUCGUUUCAGACGUUAGUUAACUAAUGGGAAAUAGUUACAGUAUGUAUAAAAUGUGUAGUGCUCAAUAAAUUAUUAUAGAAUUUUGUGAUUUUUAAAAUAUUAACUACAUAUUUCCAAAGCAAGUCUUUUUAAUUAGUAUGUGGAAUUGUCAGUGGCUUGCUCUAGCAGAAUUGUACUUGCUGAACCUUACAAACAACGUGAAUGUACACUGUUUAUGUAGCAGGGUUUUUAUAUGUUCAUUGCAAGAAUCUACCAACAUGUCUGGAAUUGCUCCAUUUCAUUCUGCAGAAGAUAUUAAUUUAACUGAAGUGAGUUCUUAUCAUACUUGUUCACAUUGUGGAAGUUCUCAAGUGAAUGCAUCUCGUGAUUGUGACUCCAAUUGUGCUAUUUCACCUGUUAGUAGUUAUACUUUUAAUAGAUGUAUAUCAAAAAGGAAACGUAAAAGAAUAAAUAGAUCACCUUCUCCUGUAUCACAUAAAACUUAUUUACGUACUGGUCUUACAGGUGAAAUUGAAGUACUUAAAAUAGAUUCAGCAAGUCCUUUGAAAGGGGGCGUUACUUUCAGUACACCAGUAUCAGCUCAAAAGCCAACUAAAGUUAAAACUACUCGUUUUGAAUUGCCAAAUGAACAAUAUGCACAAAAUAAGUGUUGUCCUUCAAAUAAUAUAAACUAUAAUAGUCCUGAUAUUGAUCUUAAGACACCAAGAACUCCAUUCAGGACCCCGAAAUCAGUACGCAGGGGAAACUGGAGCUCCGACCAAAGAAUUUUAGGUACCCCUGAUUAUUUAGCGCCGGAGUUGUUAUUAAAAAGAGGUCAUGAUUGUGCAGUGGAUUGGUGGGCUUUAGGUGUUUGUUUUUAUGAAUUUGUUACUGGUAUUCCUCCAUUUAAUGACGAAACACCACAAAAAGUAUUUAGUAAUAUACUUAAUAGAAAUAUAGAAUGGCCAACAGGAGAUGAAGCCCUUUCUCAAAAUGUCGUAUUAGCAAUUGAGCAGUUGUUGACUUCUGAUCCUAAAAAACGACCAACAGCUCAAGAAGUUAUGAAAAUGUCCAUUUUUAAUAAUGUGGAUUGGAGUAAUUUACUUUCAAUUAAGCCACCUUUUAUACCUGAUCCAUAUGAUAUUACAGAUACUGGUUACUUUCAAGCAAGAAAUGAAUUAUUAAAUUUUGAUAUUUCUAAUUUUGACUUGUAAUUGUAAAAAAGUUAUCAUAAUACUGAGAAUGAUAUGCAUUGUAAUAUUCCACUUUUUAGAGAAAAACAGGUAUAAUGUACAAUAAGACAAUAAAGUACCUACUUUCUUUUAUCAAAAACCACUAAUACAUUUGUCAAUUUAAAUUGUAAAUUCUACUUUCUUGAAAUAUAAUUUAUAAAAUACGUGGCAUUAUUCGUUUUUCUUUGUGUUCAUAAGAAACAUACAAUUUCAACAAGUUGUACGCAAAAAUGGGAUCAUAUUAUUAGUAAAAACUUUGUUAAAAUGUCUCGAUUAGUGAUUUCGUUUGUUAUGCUGAAAAAGAAUACAUGUUGGGCGUGGAAACCAUUUCUUCACAUAAUUUUCAAGCUUCCGAAAAUUAAAAUCAGUACGUUACUCAAUUGCAACCUAAUCUUAAUUUUG
Messenger RNA from Agrilus planipennis (emerald ash borer), 1651 nucleotides. RefSeq names its product serine/threonine-protein kinase greatwall (gene gwl). Gene Ontology annotation, cellular component: nucleus. Gene Ontology annotation, molecular function: ATP binding; protein serine/threonine kinase activity. Gene Ontology annotation, biological process: peptidyl-serine phosphorylation; intracellular signal transduction. The coding region runs from base 176 to 1231 and encodes 351 amino acids. The record is from RefSeq and is a predicted model, not a curated record. Lineage: Eukaryota; Metazoa; Arthropoda; Insecta; Coleoptera; Buprestidae. The transcript is spliced from 2 exons.